AUGCUGAAAACAGGAAAAGCUUCAAAUUAAAGCUUCCCCCAAAAGUUGUUUUCAACUUUCCGUAAAAGCUAAAAUAGCUUUUCAAAAAAUUUAUCAAAUAUUAUUUUUUAUUUACAAAUAUUUUUGGGGAUCAGAAAGUAUUUUUUGACGUUACAAAAGCUUUCCAGUCAUUUUCUUCAGUGACUUUCUGAGGUAUGGUUCCAAUAAAUAAAUAACAACGAGCCGGCUGCCUCCGCUCCGUCUCGCGUAUUCCACGCCUGGCAGAGGCUGGCUUUGGCUCCAUAACCCAUCUCUGCGCCGACCAAUCCUUCUCUCUCUUACCUUUCCUCCGAUUUCCACCCUCCUCGGUCCUCGCUCUCCCUCUCUCUCAUGGCUCAAGAAGAAGGCCCUCUCCGAGUGUACAUCCUUCCCUUCAUAUGCCCCGGCCACAUGAUCCCCCUCCUCGACUUGGCCACCCUCCUGGCCCUCCGCGGCGUCGCCGUCACCAUCAUCACCACCCCAGCCAACGAGCCCCUUGUCCUCCCCACCCUCCACCGCUCCGCCUCCCUUCCCCACCCCAUCCGUCUCCUCCUCCUCCCCUUCCCCUCCUCCGUCCACCACCUCCUCCCCCAGGACGGCCAAGAAAACCUCGCCUCCAUCUCCUCCUCCAGCUUCCAUGGCCUCUAUGACGCGACCUUCGCUCUCCACCUCCCCCUUCUUGACCUCCUCCGCCCCAGCCCCCCUGAUGCCCUCAUCUCCGACUCCAUCUUCUCAUGGUCCGCCGAUGUUGCCCGAGAACUCGGCAUACCUCGCCUCGUCUUCCAUGGCCCCGGCCUCUUCGCUCUCACAGUCCACGACACCAUCCACCUCCAUUCUCCCCACCUCAGCGUCUCAUCCGAUUCCGAACCCUUCCUCGUCCCCGGCCUCCCACACCGCGUGGAGCUUACCAAGUCCGAGCUCCCGGAGCCCUUCCUCGUUCCGCAGUCACUUGACACGAAGAGAGAUGCCGAGAAGAACAGCUUCGGCAUCAUCGUCAACACCUUCUUCGAUCUCGAGCCAGAAUAUGCUGAGAUCUACAUGAAAGAACCGGGCCGAAGAACAUGGCUAAUCGGCCCGGUGUCCGUCGUUCACAAGGACAAGAACGACCUGAGCAACCGAGGUCGGGAUCCCGACGCGGAUCCCGCCCGGUUGCUAAGCUGGCUGGACGCAAAGCCAGCCAGCUCCGUGUUAUACGUCUGCUUCGGAAGCCUCUGCGAGUUUGGUGAUGAUCAAUUGAAUGAGAUCGGCGCCGGCCUCGAGGCUUCCGGCCACCCAUUCAUAUGGGUGGUGAGGAGGAAUCUGGGUGAGAGCUUCUCACCACGAAUUGAAGAGAUCAAGAGGAGGGUGGGGAUAAGGGGAAUAAUAGUCCAUGGAUGGGCUCCGCAGGUGGCGGUACUGGGCCACCCAGCGGUCGGAGGAUUCAUGACUCAUUGCGGGUGGAACUCGACGCUGGAGGCGGUGUGUGCAGGGGUGGCGAUGGUUGCAUGGCCGCUGUUCUACGAGCAGUACAUAAAUCAGAGGCUAAUCACGGAUGUGCUCAAGAUCGGGGUGAGGGUGCCGGGGGUGGGAGGGAACAUGUUGCUAAUGGGAUGGAAGAAUGAUGUAGUGAAGGCGGAGGAGGUCGCGAGGGCGCUGGAGAGGGUGAUGGGGAAAGGGGAGGAGGCGGAGGGGAUGCGGAGGAGGGCGAGAGAGUUUGGAAAGAAGGCGAGCGCGGCGAUGGAGGAAGGGGGGUCAUCGCAUGGGGACUUGGACCGGCUGAUAGAUGAGCUGAUGGCAUGCCGGGAGGACAAGGGGAAGAAGCCAGAGGUAGUCUCUAGUGAUGUUUGAUUGGCGAAUCUUUUACAGGUAUGAUGUUCCUAAUUGCAAUUCCUCAAAGAGUCCUGAGUUCUUAGUGAACCAUAGGUUUUUUGAAAAUAACAUAGAGUGCAAUGUUAUGUACUGUUUUUUCAUCAAAAAAAGUUGGAAGUCUUAGGACCCCUAGUUAUUGUUGACGGUUCUGUAGUCCAUCAUUCUUAUUGGUUAUAAGUGACUUUAUUUAUAUGCUAAUAAAUAAUGCUGCUACAUUUUGGA
Messenger RNA from Phoenix dactylifera (date palm), 2088 nucleotides. RefSeq names its product putative UDP-glucosyl transferase 73B6. Lineage: Eukaryota; Viridiplantae; Streptophyta; Magnoliopsida; Arecales; Arecaceae. The record is from RefSeq and is a predicted model, not a curated record. Gene Ontology annotation, molecular function: UDP-glucosyltransferase activity.